This is a messenger RNA of Zea mays, 931 nucleotides long. RefSeq lists its product as uncharacterized. The coding region runs from base 277 to 570 and encodes 97 amino acids. The record is from RefSeq and is a predicted model, not a curated record. NCBI's taxonomy places the organism in Eukaryota, Viridiplantae, Streptophyta, Magnoliopsida, Poales, Poaceae. The transcript has a single exon.
UCCCUUCCUUCCUCGCCCAUCGCUUUCGCGCCAAAAAGUGGAGAAGCCAAAUCCAAGCCUCGCACGCAGCAGCCCCUCUGCCUCCUCCCUCUCUCAUGCUCAUCCAUCUCCGGCGCUAUAUAUAUCUAUACCGACAGCCGGGACGCCGAUCGAGUCACCAACAAGAGUAGUAGUCGGAGCCGUCCGUAGUAGCUAGCGUACGUACGUGUGAGUUUGUGACCAAUUCAGAGAAGCCUCGAUCAUCGUUCGCUUCGCUUCGCUUGUGUGUCGAUAUAUAUGGCGAGAUCGCCGUUUGUUCCGAUGGAUCAGGGGAAAGAGCAAGGCGCCGGACGAGGAGCGGCCGGCAAUAAUAAGGAGCGGCAGGAGGAGGAGGUGCUGCUGGUGCACAGCCAGGUGCGGCGGAUCAAGAAGGAGGACGAGGAGGCCUUCAGGGAGCGCCUCCUGAAGCUGCGCCUGCUGGAGACCCGGCCCAACACCGGCGCCGGCGGCGUGGCCUGGCGAGCCCCGCGCUCCCUGUCGCCGCUCCGCCGUGCCGGCAGCGCCAUCAUCCCGGUCCCGGUGAGCGAGUGACUAGUAGCGAGCAUCCGUCGACACGCGGUUCUCUCGGCUGCCCGCGCGCCCGCCGCCGGUUGUAGAUAUCGCUAGGCGCGUACGUAGCGAGCGUGACCAGUGUUCUUGGGGGGUGUUAGUGAGUGAGCCUGCCCGUGCUUUGCGCCUGCGCGCGCGGACAUGGGAUCGGAGCUUGGUAGACGACGACGGUAUAUAGUAGGUAGCAUCGCCAUGUGUACGUACUGCGUGGUUCCUGGUACAGUAGCAUAGCAUGCUCUGUUUCUGUAUCCUGCUGUGCUCUUCUUCUUGGUGGUGGUGGUGUGUAUGUAUAUAUAAAUAUAUGUUUACGAUGAGUUAUGAGAGGGAGUUUAUUACCUGCUUA